AUGAAGGUAUCCAGGCUCAAGCAUCUCCUCAAGCAUCGCAUCCCGAACCCCCAGCUCUCCGACAAGCGACAACUCGAGGAGGACGAGGCCAGAGGAUCAGCUUCUUCGCAGGAAAGCCCGACGUACACGAGUCAGAGGUUCUUAGGCGACGACUUGUACAGCCACCAUGACGCUAUGGAAGUUGUAGAGCAACAUGGUCAAGAUGUCGGAGAUGUCAAACUCAACAAGCCUACCAAGAAGAAACUGCUGACCAAGUUGCGAAUCCCGCAGCUCAAAGAGCACUCGAACAAGCUCCAAGACUCUGAUGCAGUCGCAUCCUUCCUUCAUACUGACCGACCGAGUCAACCAGAGCUGUACAGAGAGGCGAGGUACAGGCGGCUGGUGGUUCGAACCAGGAGCGACUCUCUGUCGUCGGAUGUGGAGGAGCUGGAGAAGAAGGAGAAGUUCGAAGCUGUCAGAGCCAGGAGGGAGGCGGAGAAGCAGCUUGUGAUCUUGCGGGACAAGCUGAGCAAGGAGCAGAGCAAGAACAAAGUCUGGAGCCUCGAAGAAUGUUUGAGCACCAAGGACGCGGACCUGGAGAUGCAAAUCUCCUCUCUGCGCGCCAACGACACUAUCAAGAAGUUGAACAAGGAGGAUGUGAAGCAUCUUGACUUCAAGACGUUCCUCCGCAUCAUCCGCAAACUGCAGCUGGGCGGGUCGUCGGCUCCUCGCGUGAGUUUCCAGGAGCCUGACGAUCAGGAGGCGCCGGCUCAAGACGACGGCGUGUGGGAUGAGUUUGUAUGA
This is a messenger RNA of Guillardia theta CCMP2712, 783 nucleotides long. RefSeq lists its product as hypothetical. The record is from RefSeq and is a predicted model, not a curated record. Lineage: Eukaryota; Cryptophyceae; Pyrenomonadales; Geminigeraceae. The transcript is spliced from 7 exons. Bases 1 to 783 code for a protein of 260 amino acids.